AUGGCUUUCACCCGCCCCGGGGGAGCCAACGGUGGCGCGGCUAUCUUCGAUACUUUAGCCAAAUUCUAUAUAGCUGUGGCUAUAACUUGGACGACUGUUAUCCUUGCCGGCUCCGUAUUUCUUAUCCUGAAUCGUCAUGAGCAAUGCAUUCGCAUUCGCAACUUGCCUCUCGUGUUGAGUGCGGUGUCAUGUCUCCAUGUCUACUGGAUCUUGUGUAUGGUCGCAUAUUCGAUGGGUGAUAAUUAUCCAUGUGUCGCAGAAUACUGGAUCAUGAGCAUCUAUUUCCCCGUGGGAAUUGCACUUUUCCAAGCAAACAGCAUGCAGCUCCUGAACGUCUUUGGCAUUCAGGAGAAGUUGCUUUUGAACGCGCAGCAACCAUACAGACCCCAAUUUAUCAAUACGCCGGCAUCGUCUACUCGGUACUUGGCUCGAUGGAAGCAACUCAACCUCGUACAACGCACGCAAUUGGGCAUUGCUGUUGGGAUGGUGGCUCAACUGCUCAUAUCGCUCUCUAUAUUCCUCAGCUCCCGAAAGUUUCAAACCUUUGGCACCUUCUCCGAACAUGUGAGCGCGGCAGAAUGUCGACGAGGCCCCGAAUGGGUUCCUUCGAUUCUCUGGCAAUUGCUCUGGUCCUGGGUAUUUGCGCCAUACAUUCUGUGGAAGAUUCGCAACAUUCAUGACAUCCAUCACUGGCGGCUUCAAAUCACCUGCUGCCUUAUCGCUGCUCUACCAGGUUCACCUAUGUGGUUCGCCGCGCUUUAUUCGACAACCAGCGUCUGGGCAGCUAUUAACAAAUACUGGGUGCCAGCUCUUUGGUUUACUCCCGGUAUAAUGACAAUGGAAGCCGUUACCAUCUUCUUUCCGUGUUAUGAACUUGUCGUUUCCAGGGGACAGAGGGAUCGCGUUCUGGGAGAACUCCAAGCAUGGAAUGAAGAGAGAACAUCCAGUGGAGAAAAGUUGACCUCAGCACCAUCAAGAACUCCUAGUCAAGUCAGCCGCUUGCCUGAAGUUUAUUCUAGAGAAGCUUUAGGGAGGUACCUGGAAGAAGACUCCAGUGCUCUUCUGCGAUUUGCCGCAGCCAAGGAAUUCAGCGGUGAGAACAUCAUCUUUCUAAAUUACGUGCGCGACUGGAAAGCCGCAUGGGCAGAGAUCAGUGAAUCCAGACCAGAUUACGAUUGGAACUGCGAUCCCCAGUAUUACCGACGCCAUUUCUUCAAGUUCGCACUCGAAAUCUACGCGGCCUGUGUCGAUAUCAACUUCGCAGAAUUCCCUAUCAACAUCGAGUCUCGAAUUUACUCAGAUCUUAUGGCAAUUUUUGGUGAAGCCUCCCAGAUUAUCUGCCAAUCUAUGCCUGGAAGGGCUGGAACACGCGCGUACAGGAAUCUUCCCGAGUCUUACAACACGAUGACAACGCACCGAAAAAAGUUUUCAACGGUGAUAACUAUAGAGGAAGACACUCAGGCUCUGUGUUUAGAUGCAAACCCUCACGAGGGCCAGAGUAUCAUGCAUAUUGAGUCCCGUGUUCCGGACUCUGUUAUCGUUCCUUCAAACUUCACAGCUGAAGCAUUUGACCAGGCCGAGAAGUCUAUCAAGAACCUGGUGUUCACAAAUACCUGGCCCAAGUUCAUCGAUUUUUCGAGUGACGUAUCGAUUCAUUCUAAAUGA
Molecule: messenger RNA, 1665 nt
Organism: Penicillium antarcticum
Lineage: Eukaryota; Fungi; Ascomycota; Eurotiomycetes; Eurotiales; Aspergillaceae
Exons: 5
Coding region: 1-1665 (554 amino acids)
Source: RefSeq, a predicted model, not a curated record